Xiphias gladius (swordfish) is the source of this 780-nucleotide messenger RNA. RefSeq names its product transmembrane O-methyltransferase (gene tomt). Lineage: Eukaryota; Metazoa; Chordata; Actinopteri; Istiophoriformes; Xiphiidae. Gene Ontology annotation, biological process: developmental process; catecholamine catabolic process; dopamine metabolic process. The transcript is spliced from 4 exons. Bases 1 to 780 code for a protein of 259 amino acids. The record is from RefSeq and is a predicted model, not a curated record. Gene Ontology annotation, molecular function: catechol O-methyltransferase activity.
AUGGUGUCUCCUGCUAUUGCUCUGGCCUUUGUCCCCCUCCUGCUGACACUGAUCAUCAGGUACCGUUACUACUUUGUGCUGUUCUAUCGGGCGGUCCUGGUCAGGAUAUGGAAGGACUGUGUUACUGGUCUGACUCGAGAGGAGCGUGCCUACCAGUAUGUUCUCACUCAUGCCACCCCUGGAGACACUGACAGCAUCCUGGACGCUUUCGAUGUCUGGUGCAGCAAGGUGGAGUUCAUCAGCAACAUUGGGCCUAAAAAGGGGAAGAUCCUGGACCGGCUGCUGAUGGAGCAGAGCCCUUUGACAGUGCUUGAGCUGGGGUCCCACUGCGGGUACAGCACCGUGCGGAUCGCACGGGCUCUGCCCCUGGGUGCCAGGCUCUACAGCGUCGAGAUGGACCAGAGGAAUGCUGCCAUCGCUGAGAAAAUCAUCCGCCUGGCAGGGUUUGAUGAUGACACAGUGGAGCUCAUCGUGAAUCCAUCUGAUGAGGUGAUCCCUCGGCUGCGGUCUGACUAUGGUUUGGAAAGGCUGGAUUUUGUCUUCAUGGACCACUGGAAGAAAUCCUACUGCCCUGAUCUGCAGAUGCUGGAGGGCUCUGGUCUGCUGGGAAAAGGCUCUAUGAUCUUGGCCGACAAUGUGCUGUUUCCUGGGGCUCCAAAGUUCCUCAGGCACAUUCGCAAGAGCGGCCUGUAUGAGUGGAAGGUCCACCGGGCCACACUGGAGUACAGCAGGGGCAUCAGGGACGGGAUGGCUGAGCUGGUGUACCAGGGAAUCAAGUAG